GAUGUUCCCCGGAAUUCUGCGGAUAAUAAAAAUCCAGGCAACCAACAAGCAUUAAAAAGGAACCUUGAUCUCUCUUACAUCAUAAAUUAUAUGACUUUCUUCUCUUUUUUAUCAAUUACCUGAUCUAUAUUGACUACUUAUCUACUCAAGAACCCUUUUGAAAUUGUUUAAAAUGAGUGUAGUCGAUAAAGCAAGUAUAUAUGCACAUAGCAAAGCUGAUCUUUGCACAAAAGCAAGCGAUUCCUCUAAAAUAAAUGAUGACUUUAAUGAUAAUACCAGCUGCCACAAGCCAGCCACAGCAACUCCUGUAAACAUUGAUAUAGAAAAAUACAGCAUACAGGACGCUGUUACAGAAGAGGAUAAAGGCGAAAGCGUAAAAGAACCUUACAGCAUUUUCACAACCCCACAAUUGAUAAGAAUGUUGACUAUCUGUUCGUUGACCGCGAUGAUUUCUCCAUUGACAGCUAGUAUUUAUUUGCCAGCAGUGUUACAGAUCGAAAAUGAAAUGAAAAUAAGCACAGAACAAGUAAAUCUAACGAUUACGGUGUAUAUGGUAUUUCAAGCAGUAUCUCCGACUUUCUGGGGAACAAUUGCUGACAGCUAUGGACGAAGACCAGUAUUAAUGAUUACUAUGCUCGUGUAUUGCGCUGCUUGUACCGGUCUAGCAUUGGCGCCUAAUUAUGCAGCCUUAACGAUUUUUAGAAUGUUACAAGCCUUUGGAUCAUCCUCUGUCAUAGCUAUCAGUGCUGGUUUGUUGGGAGAUAUUGUCGAUUCGAAAAAACGUGGCUCAUAUUUUGGCGUCUAUUCCUUGGGGCAAUUGCUGGGGCCUGCUUUAGGACCGGUUCUUGGAGGUAUAAUAACGGAGGAACUUGGUUGGAGAUGGAUCUUCUGGAUUUUAGUGAUCCUUGGAGGAACUUCAAUAACAUUCGUUGGCUUUUUUGUGCCUGAAACAUUGCGUUCUCUAGUUGGUAAUGGAAGCGGCUAUGCCAACCCAACGCCUUAUCAAUAUUACGCGAAAAAAAGGGGGAAAAUAGACGAACAAAAAGUUGCAGCUAUCAAAGAAGCAAAUGGUCCUCGUAGUCGUAUGAAUUUUUUGGCACCCUUCAUCUAUCUUAGAGAACCUGAUGUUCUGAUUGCCCUUCUGCAUAGUGGAAUAUUUUAUACAUCAUUUUACUCUUUCUUAACUUCAACUACUAAGCAAUUCAACAUUCACUAUGGUUUGUCCGAGCUUCAGAUUGGACUUUGUUUUCUGUGUCAAGGCGGAGGCACAUUGCUAGGAUCAUAUAUAACUGGUAUGUUUCUUGACAGAGAAUAUAAAUCCGUGAGAAGAAAAUUCCGUUUGAAGCAUCCAGAUCAGCCUGACCUUCAGCCAUCCAUAUACACCGCAAGGCUACGAUCAAGUUGGAUUAGUUUAUUCUUUGCAGAUACCAUGCCAUUAGUAUAUGGAUGGGCAAUGCAUGCAAACGCUCCUUUACCAGCUGCUUUAAUCAUACAGUUUAUUGCUGGGUUUAGCACAUCUUCAACAACAAUACGAGUGCAGUCGCUUAUUGUUGAUCUUUUUCCUGGAAAAGGUGCAUCGAUUACCGCCUCAAACAAUCUUAUUCGCUGCAUGCUCGGCGCGAUAGCAACUGUUGCUAUUGAUCCAGGAAUUGAGGGUAUAGGUAUCGGAUGGAUGUUCACUGUUAUAAGUUUAUUUGUAACAGUUUCUAACAUUGCUGUUCCCGUGUUACUGAAAUUUGGCCCUCGUUGGAAAGAAAAACGAGAAGCAAGGCUUAAACAAUCAAACGGAUAGUUAACUUUCCGUUUGAAUCACGAAAAAAUCAUUAAACAGCACCUGUUAUCAGUUUUGUUGCUUUUCAUUGCAAAGGAUAUUUAUUUACUGAAUACUAUU
Molecule: messenger RNA, 1891 nt
Organism: Mycotypha africana
Lineage: Eukaryota; Fungi; Mucoromycota; Mucoromycetes; Mucorales; Mycotyphaceae
Product: major facilitator superfamily domain-containing protein
Exons: 8
Coding region: 173-1792 (539 amino acids)
Biological process (GO): transmembrane transport
Molecular function (GO): transmembrane transporter activity
Source: RefSeq, a predicted model, not a curated record